GGUACCCUUCUUGCUUUGGAAUUACGGGGAGAAAAUGGGAUCAGAACCGAACGGGUACAGCCCGGCCCAGGGUCGCUGCUGGCGGGCGGGAGCCCCUGCGCUGCCCGGCCUGCCCCAUCUCCGUGCGGUUGGUCGCGCACAGGCCCUUCCCUGUCCCGACAGCGAGUCCCGACCGCGACUCCGCUCGGUGGCUCGUCAACCCCUCCGCCCGCCCUGCCCCGCCCGGCCCUGGGGAGCUCGGGGGGACACCGAGGAGCAGCUCCUCGGGGCCGAGACGGGCCUCGGCAGCCAAGCCCCGGGCAGCCGGGGAGCGGGGGGAAGGCAGGGGAGGAGGCAGGCGGGCAGGCGGGGCGAGGGAGCUGCCGUUCCGCUCCUCCCCGCCGGGGCGAGCCGGCGGCGCUCCCGGACCGCCCACCCGAGUUCGGAGCCGGUCGCGCGGGGACCCGUCCCGGAAUCCGCCUCCUGCGGUGGAAGCGACUCGAGGUCAUGUGCCAGGCGACAGCCCGCUCCCUGCGCCGGGCGAUCUCCCGCGGCUGGCAGGAGCGGCUGCCCCGGCCCAGCCCCGCGCCCGCCGCCCCACAGCGCUGCAGCCCCGCGCGGACCCCCGGGACGGCCCCCGCCCGCGGCCUCGCCUCCAUGGCCCCCUCCGUCCGCUUCUCGCCCGCCGUCCGCAGCCUCUUCGAUGAGCCGCUGGCCAUCGCCGUGCAGGGCCUCGGCCCGCGGCAGCAGGUCACGCUGCGGACGUCCUUGCAGGACGAGACGGGCGAGCUCUUCCAGGCCUGCGCCCGAUACCGGGCGGGGGACGACGGGGAGCUGGACCUCGCCCGCUGCCCCGCGCUGCCGGGAGGCAGCUUCUCCGGCCUGGAGCCCAUGGGGCUGCUCUGGGCUUUGCAGCCCCAGAAGCCUUUCUGGCGGCUGGUGAAGCGGGACGUGCGGACCCCUCUCCCCCUGCAGCUGGAGGUGUUCGAGGGCCACGGGGACCCCCCCGGACAGCUCCUGGCCCAGGCGCAGCACGAGCGGGUGUUCCUGCGGGACGGGGUCCGGAGAGUCCCCGUGCGAGAGGGGAAGAUCCGUGCGACGCUUUUCCUGCCGCCCGGAAGUGGCCCCUUUCCAGGAAUUAUUGACUUGUAUGGAACCGGAGGAGGACUCCCUGAAUACAGGGCAUGCCUGCUGGCCAACUAUGGCUUUGCUGUGCUGGCUCUGGCUUUCUACGGCUAUGAAGACCUCCCCAAAGACAUGAAGGAAUUCCACCUGGAAUAUUUUGAAGAAGCCGUAAACUAUAUGUUACAACACACCCAGGUUAAAGGUCCAGGGAUUGGGUUGCUUGGAAUCUCGAAGGGGGGUGACCUGUGCCUCUCCAUGGCCUCCUUCCUAAAGGGCAUCACGGCCACCGCCCUUAUCAACGGUUCAGUGGCAAACGUGGGUGCAGUGCUUCGCUACAAGGACAUCACCAUUCCACCCCUUAGUUUCAGUGCAAAACGCGUCAAGGUCAACAAGUCCGGGAUUGCUGAUAUUUUCGAUGUACUGAGCAACCCUCUAGAAGGGCCUGACCGCCAAAGCUUUAUCCCUUUGGAGAAGGCCGAGUGUCGCUUCUUGUUCAUUGUUGGCCAGGAUGAUCGCAACUGGAAAAGCGAAUUCUUUGCAGUUGAGGGGAGCAAACGUUUGCAAGCUCAUGGGAAGGAAAAGCCUGAGAUAGUCUGUUAUCCUGGAGCAGGGCACUACAUUGAACCCCCCUUUUUCCCAAUGUGUGCAGCCUCAAUGCACCUGCUAGUUGGCAUGCCUGUGGUGUGGGGAGGGGAGCCCAAGGCACACUGCGAGGCACAGAUAGAUGCCUGGCAGCAGAUCCUAGCUUUCUUCCGCAAACACCUCUCGGGCAAGCCAUCUGGAAUAUCCAAUAAGAUGUGAUGUGAGUUAGGUUACUUUGCAGAUGAAGAUGUUGGUGUUUCAAGUUUGUUUUGUUAAAUGGUUCUGAAUGAGAACAAAGAACAUCAGGGAAUUAGCUGUUGGGUUUCUUGGAGGGUGGUAGUGGGCAACAGCAUGAGAGCUGCUUCCUUUUAACACACUCCUCUAACCUCGGUUAGAGGUCUUGGCCUCCUGUUGUGUGUAGUAUGGGAUUACAAGCUGUGGAAAAAUGGUGGUGGUAAGGCUGGGUCUGCUUUGAAUGUGAAUUUAAGUGGAAGGUAACUCAUCCAAGCUGAGAACUGGGAUGAAAAUUUGCCUUGGCUUUCUCAGAGGAAACAUGUUGUACGCUAUUGCCCUCACCAGAGCCAGCUUUGUGCUCUAGUUUUUCAGGAAGCAGCUGUUCUCUCUUCCUGCCUCUGGUGAUGUUUCUGGUUGCUCUGUGCACUUCCCUCUCCCUCCUUGCUCUUUCUUCUUCUCCCACAUCGCUGAAAUACGUCUGCCUUAACACUUAAUAUCGAAUGUUUCACUUGACAAAAGCAGCAAUACUGUGCCUGGAUCCUCAGAUAACACAUCUCCCAUUUAUAGACAACAGCACCCUGUAGCCUAACAUGACAUUCUGGGCACAUGCAAUAGAAAUGAGACAUUUGUAUGGUUUUGGGAAGUUCACAAGCGUUUCUCCCUGCCCGUACAUUCCCUUAAUGCCUCCACAGCAGCCUGCUUGUAAGUGCUGGUGAAAAUAGCAAGGCUGCGAAGCCGGUGUGACAGCUCCUUGAGGCAACUUUGCGUUCCCACCGAGUGCUAGGCGGGCAGCUUUGCAGGAGCUGCCAUUGUCGUGAGCGGGGAGGCAGGCUGGAAGGGGCGGUGAGGUUGCUGUGGCGGACGCUGGUCUCUCUCCCGCUAGGCCCUGCAGGCCGCCGGCCUUCCUUGCUGGUUCUCUCUGAGGAGCGGGGGGCUGCGGGGCACUCUCUCGGGAAUGUUUGGCGCCCGGGUACGAGUUUGAAAGAAAACGCACCGAACAUUGCUCAUGGGGCACUGGGGGGCUUGCGCUGUCGUGCAGAAAUAAGUUUUUAACACGUUAGUGCCUUACAAACCCAAGCUGAGUGGAUGUAUCCGAGUUGCUGUUUGUGUUCUGUGUGAAUUCUGUAGGUGUCUUUAAGCGGUUUGCGUUCGCUGUGUUUUUUAACGGAUUAAAAUAAAACGUUAACCUCUGCCAA
Molecule: messenger RNA, 3116 nt
Organism: Aquila chrysaetos chrysaetos
Lineage: Eukaryota; Metazoa; Chordata; Aves; Accipitriformes; Accipitridae
Product: acyl-coenzyme A thioesterase 1-like
Exons: 3
Coding region: 487-1905 (472 amino acids)
Biological process (GO): acyl-CoA metabolic process; fatty acid metabolic process
Molecular function (GO): fatty acyl-CoA hydrolase activity
Source: RefSeq, a predicted model, not a curated record